This is a messenger RNA of Cariama cristata (Red-legged seriema), 1414 nucleotides long. It is a transcript of the gene ELMO2, whose product is annotated as engulfment and cell motility 2. The record is from RefSeq and is a predicted model, not a curated record. Lineage: Eukaryota; Metazoa; Chordata; Aves; Cariamiformes; Cariamidae. The transcript has 13 exons. The annotation marks the transcript as partial. Gene Ontology annotation, biological process: actin filament organization; cell motility.
CUCAAACCAAGAGAUUCAGACAUAUGCCAUUGCCCUGAUCAAUGCUCUCUUCCUGAAGGCACCUGAAGACAAGAGACAGGAAAUGGCUAAUGCAUUUGCCCAGAAGCACCUGAGGUCUAUAAUCCUGAAUCAUGUGAUCAGAGGGAACCGCCCAAUUAAAACAGAAAUGGCACAUCAGCUGUACGUACUACAGGUCCUGACCUUUAAUCUCCUGGAAGAGAGAAUGAUGACCAAGAUGGAUCCCAAUGAUCAGGCACAGAGAGACAUCAUAUUUGAGUUGAGAAGAAUUGCAUUUGAUGCAGAGUCUGACAGCAACGCCGUCCCUGGCAGUGGAACAGAAAAACGCAAAGCCAUGUACACCAAGGACUACAAGAUGCUGGGAUUCACUAAUCACAUCAAUCCAGCCAUGGAUUUUACUCAGACUCCUCCAGGGAUGCUGGCAUUGGACAACAUGCUCUACUUGGCCAAAUUUCAUCAGGACACCUAUAUCAGGAUUGUUCUGGAGAACAGCAGUCGAGAAGAUAAGCAUGAGUGUCCCUUUGGGCGCAGUGCCAUUGAGCUUACCAGGAUGCUUUGUGAGAUCUUGCAAGUUGGGGAACUCCCCAAUGAAGGCCGGAAUGACUAUCACCCCAUGUUUUUCACCCAUGAUCGUGCAUUUGAGGAGUUAUUUGCCAUCUGCAUCCAGCUGUUGAAUAAGACCUGGAAAGAAAUGAGGGCAACAGCAGAAGAUUUUAAUAAGGUUAUGCAGGUUGUCAGGGAACAGAUCACACGGGCUCUCCCCUCUAAACCAAACUCCUUGGACCAGUUCAAGAGCAAACUGCGCAGCCUGAGCUAUUCUGAGAUUCUGCGACUGCGCCAGUCUGAGAGAAUGAGCCAAGAUGACUUCCAGUCACCACCUAUUGUGGAGCUAAGAGAGAAAAUCCAACCUGAGAUCUUGGAGCUGAUAAAACAACAGCGCCUGAACAGGCUUUGUGAGGGAAGUAGCUUUCGAAAAAUUGGAAAUCGCAGAAGACAAGAAAGAUUUUGGUAUUGUCGCCUGGCUCUGAAUCACAAGGUGCUACACUAUGGAGAUCUGGAAGAUAAUGCCCAGGGGGAAGUCACCUUUGAAUCUCUACAGGAAAAAAUUCCAGUUGCAGACAUCAAAGCCAUUGUCACAGGGAAGGAUUGUCCACACAUGAAGGAGAAAAGUGCUCUGAAACAGAACAAAGAAGUGUUAGAAUUGGCCUUCUCGAUAUUAUACGAUCCUGAUGAGACCUUGAACUUCAUUGCACCUAACAAAUAUGAGUACUGUAUCUGGAUUGAUGGGCUUAAUGCUCUCUUGGGGAAGGACAUGUCCAGUGAGCUGACUAAAAGUGACCUGGACACGUUGCUGAGCAUGGAAAUGAAGCUGAGACUCCUGGACUUGGAGAACAUC